Molecule: messenger RNA, 940 nt
Organism: Tauraco erythrolophus (red-crested turaco)
Lineage: Eukaryota; Metazoa; Chordata; Aves; Musophagiformes; Musophagidae
Source: RefSeq, a predicted model, not a curated record
AUGCCCAUUGGGAUGGCUCGAGAUCUGGAGGAAACCGGCUCAUCCUCAGAGGAAGAGGAGGAGGAAGAUGUAGACGGGCUGGAGGAUCAUCCGUGUAUCAAGUGGACUGGUGGCGGCUGCCGGCGGAUCCCCAUCUUGGUCUUUCAUGCUGAAGCCAUUCUGACCAACGACAGCUACCUCCGUCUAAUUGGAGAGCGCUACCGCUUGUCCUAUAAGAUUGUGCGAACAGACAGCCGUCUGGUUCGAAGCAUUCUGGCUGCCCAUGGAUUCCAUGAGGUGCACCCUAAUAGCAGUGAUUAUAAUCUCAUGUGGACGGGAUCACACUUGAAGCCCUACUUGCUGCGUUCUCUUACAGAUAUUCAGAAAGUCAAUCAUUUCCCUAGGUCAUAUGAACUGACACGAAAGGACAGACUGUACAAGAAUGUCAGUCGUAUGCAGCUGGCCCAUGGAUUCAAGACAUUCCAUAUCUUACCUCAGACUUUUAUCCUCCCGACAGAGUACCAGGACUUCUGCAAUACCUAUUCUAAGGACAGAGGACCAUGGAUAGUGAAGCCUGUGGCCUCUUCCAGGGGUCGAGGUGUCUACCUGAUAAACAAUCCAAACCAGAUUGUCCUGGAAGACAACAUCCUCGUUUCUCGUUACAUCAGCAACCCCCUGCUCAUAGAUGAUUUCAAAUUCGAUGUGCGCCUCUAUGUUCUGGUUACAUCCUAUGAUCCACUUGUCAUCUAUCUCUACGAGGAAGGACUGGCCAGAUUUGGUAUGUUUGUGCAGCAAGUGCUGGCAAGCUCUCUUUGGCGGACAACGCUCAAGUGUGAGCAGAGGUUGGCAGAAAACUUUCCGUGGGCUGUUCUGCAUGGCCUCCAGAUGGCACCAGUGGUCUUUAGCUUUAGCGAUUUGGACUUUUCCCAUACCCUGGAUUUGCAAAUUGAGUUGGUGAGAG